AUGGAACUAUUCGGAUUGUCCAGCAGCAUCAUCACUCCGUACAUUCCGCCGGCAAUUGCCACGCUGGCCGUCCUCCUCGUCCUUCUCGAACAAAUCACUUACCUCCGCAAAAAACGGUUCCUCCCCGGCCCCGCCCUCGUCCUCCCCUUCCUCGGCGGCGCCCUCUCCAUGGUCCGCGACCCGACCCGCUUCUGGUCCCGCCAGUCCUCCUACGCCGCCUCCUCCCCCCUCGGCAUCUCCGCAAACUACCUCGCCGGACGAUUCAUCGUCUACCUCCGAUCCCCCGACGCUUCCCACCUCGUAUUUUCCAACGUCCGCCCCGACGCCUUCCACCUCGUCGGCCACCCCUUCGGCCGCCGCCUCUUCGGCGACCACAACCUCAUUUACAUGUUCGGCGCCGCCCACAAGGAUCUCCGCCGCCGCAUCGCCCCAAACUUCAACCCACGCGCCCUCCGCUCCUACGCCGCCGCCCAGCACAGCGUCAUCCUCCGCCACCUCGCCGCCUGGUGCGGCGCCAGCGACGCCGCCGUCCCCCUCCGCAUCCCCUGCCGAGAGAUGAACCUCGAGGCGUCGCAGACGGUUUUCGUCGGGCCCUACCUCGACGCCGCCGCCCGACGCCGGUUCAACGAGGACUACAACCGGUUCAACGCCGGACUCAUGAGCCUCCCCGUCGACCUCCCAGGUUUCGCCUUCCGGGAGGCCCGACUGGCGGUCGGCCGGCUGGUCGACACGCUGGCCGGCUGCGCCGAGGAGAGCCUCCGGCGCAUGCGCGCCGGAGGUGAGCCGGCCUGCCUCGUCGACUUCUGGAUGCAGGAGAAUCUCCGGGAAGAGGCCUCCGGCGACGCCUCCGGCGGCGCCUCCGCCGCCAGCUGUCGGGAGAUCGGCUCCCACCUGUUUGACUUCCUGUUCGCUUCCCAGGACGCGUCCACGUCUUCCCUCCUGUGGGCGGUGGUGUACCUGGACGCCCACCGGGACGUCCUGGCUCGGGUGAGGGAGGAGGUCGACGCCGUGUGGGGCCCACGCGGCGGCGCAGCCGCCGCCUCCGCCGCCGUCUCGGUGGGGGAGCUGAGGUACACGGAGGCGGUGGCGCGUGAGGUGGUGAGGAUCAGGGCGCCGGCGACGAUGGUGCCCCACGUUGCCGGGGAGGAUUUCCGGCUGGCCGGGGACUACGUGGUGCCGAGGGGGACGAUUGUAUUCCCGUCGGUUUACGACGCGUGCCUGCAGGGGUUCGAGGAGCCGGAGCGGUUCGACCCGGGGCGGUUCAUGGAAGAGGAGCGGAUGAACCGGAAAAAUUACCUGGCGUUCGGAGCCGGAGCACACCAGUGCGUGGGGCAAAGGUACGCGAUAAACCAGCUGGUACUGUUCGUGGCAUUAUUCGCGAGCCUGGUCGAGUUCCGGCGGGACCGGACAGAAGGGUGCGACGAGAUCGCGUAUGUGCCGACGAUCGUGCCCAAGGACGAUUGCCGGGUAUUCAUCUCGCCGAGAGGCGGCGCUUUUCCGUCGCUGUCGUGA
Striga asiatica is the source of this 1512-nucleotide messenger RNA. The record is from the annotation of a GenBank genome assembly. Lineage: Eukaryota; Viridiplantae; Streptophyta; Magnoliopsida; Lamiales; Orobanchaceae.